AACAACUUCAUCUCUGUGCUGUAUGUUGGUGACAAAAAAAAAUUGAAUAAAGUGCCAAAAGAGAAAACACUCAAAAAAAAAAAAGAAUUUUUUUUGUUAAACGUAUUUUUUUUCGUGGAGAAAAAAAAUAGUAUGUAUAUAUAUGUGCAUAAAAAAGGUGAAAAUAAAUAGAUCCCGUUGGAGAAUAUUGCAAGGUCAAUCAAUAGCCACGAAGUGUACAAAUGUGUUGUUUGCAACCAGCGGCACUCCUUGCGUUUCUGCCAGCAGUUCAUUAUGAUGCGGGUUCCAGCGAGGCGAAACGUCAUCCGAAAAUUUAAAUACUGCCUGAACUGCUUGGCCAAGAGUCACACGGUACGAGACUGCCACUCGAAGGACGUCUGCCGUAAAUGUGGUUACCAACAUCACACCAUGCUGCACCCUGAAUCGCAGGGAAACUUUCGGCCAAAUGUGCAUGGUCGACUGGCACUGCCCAGCGGAGAAGAGAGCCCAUCCCGGGAGCUGGUUCCGCGCAGAACCUCUCCGAAUCCUGCAUCGCAGCGGAACAACCGACGACCAAAUCGUCAACAUCGACCACCACAGCAACAACGACCACAAUCGUCACAUCAACCCCAGCGUCGGCAGUCACGCAAUAACUCCCAAACCUACACCCGUCGCCGCUACCGUCAGCCCCAGAGUGUCAAUAUUCGAAGCGUGGUAAUGCCCAACCAACGUCUCCUUUCACAGGCCAUAAAAUCUCUGGCGUCUGUGCUGUGUGUCUCCACAUCCGUUGCACAGGUGCAAGGCCGGGGCCAUGGACAAAUUCGCUGAAUUCGCCACAUUUAUAAAAUGAAUACCCUUAGUUUAAGAAUUGAACUACUGAAUUAUUGUGAAUUGUAUCAAAACAAAUUGUACUAGGUUAAGUAAAAUGAAUUGUACCCGUAGUUUAAGUACUCUCGUUAAGUUAAUCUCUUUUUAACGAAUCUACUCUAAAGCGCCGCUUACCCAGUCAAAUGACACUUAUCAUUAAGUCACUCUUGUAACUGACUCGCACUGGUAAGCAUCUCAUCUCUCUCUCAAUAAACCAAUAGUAGUUUUACGUUUUGUAACGUUUAUAAGAAAAUUACUAACUGGUUUUAUUUUCUCUUUCUUAUUUUCGCUAAUUAUUCCUCAUUGGCUAUGAGGAAUAAUUCAUCAAGCUAAAAUCUAUCAUACAGUCCACUCAGCACUGUUGGGAUAUCUCGUGCAUUAUUU
Musca vetustissima is the source of this 1230-nucleotide messenger RNA. RefSeq lists its product as uncharacterized. The coding region runs from base 274 to 807 and encodes 177 amino acids. The record is from RefSeq and is a predicted model, not a curated record. The transcript is spliced from 2 exons. Lineage: Eukaryota; Metazoa; Arthropoda; Insecta; Diptera; Muscidae.